Molecule: messenger RNA, 1344 nt
Organism: Peronospora matthiolae
Lineage: Eukaryota; Oomycota; Peronosporomycetes; Peronosporales; Peronosporaceae
Source: the annotation of a GenBank genome assembly
AUGUCCCCUCAUCUCUCUCUCUCUCUCUCUCUCUUUGCUCUUUCGUUCCCAGCGCUUUGGACGUGCAGCACGAGCGCCACGUGGCUAUCAAGUGCGUCCGCCAGCAAGAGCUCAACGCAUUGGGCGAGCGGGAAGCGGCCAUUCUGCGGCAGAUCAACGACCAGGACGCGGACGGAGCUUGUGCCGAGUCCGUGGCGUCACGCGCUCAGUGGAGCUCGAGCUGCUCCAAACCAGACACUGCAGCUCUUGAACCGCACGCGGCACUUGUCCGCUCCUGAUGGACUCGUAGCAAGCACGCAGCAGCGGAAGCAGGACGUGGAUGGACCUGACGUGGCUGGGUUGUUGGCACCACCUGUGUCGUUACUGGACAUACGGCAGAUGGCGGCGCAUCUCUGCGGAGCACUCGCGUUUCUCCAUGACCAGGGACUCAUCCACGCAGACGUCAAGCCAGAGAACGUGGUGCAGUCAAGUCCAGAAGCUCCACUGAGACCGUCGGCGUCAACGUCGUUGCCGUGCUCGUCACCAGUCAAGUUGGUGGACUUUGGCAACUACUUGGGUGCAAACGAGCUAGCGGCGUAUGCUGACGCGGACGCUUGUGGCGGCUUUGACGUGCAGACCGUCACGUAUCGUGCUCCAGAAGUGGCAGCAGGUCUCUUGCUCUGCUCGGCCAUGGACAUGUGGUCGCUCGGCUGCCUCCUCUUGGAAUGCGUGUCAGGGAAACCGCUGUUCACACCGCCACCGCUCGAGACGUCGGUGCAAGAGCGGGCAGACGUCAUCAAGGUUGAGAACGCCCAUCUCUUGAAGCAGAUCGAGCGCAUCGUGACAAACGGAGUCCAGCUGGAUGCUACGUGCGCCCCGUAUCAGUCUUCUGCAUGGUAUAACGAAGAAGCCGCAGAGGAAUGCCAAAGGGUUGGCCAUGACAAGCAAGCGGAGACAUUGCAAGCACGUCUACAGGCCGCCGCUCCCGGGAACCACCAGCUUCACGACUUUAUUUGCAGUCUAUUGGACGUCAACCCCGCCACGAGAGUCACUGCAAAGCAAGCACUCUUCCAUCCCUUCCUGCAAGCCUUCUUCCCAUUCGAAACCGUGUUUGCUCGAUCGGAUGCUCGUCCAGCUAGCUCAGAACGUGAGACCAGUCUUCCUGCUGCAUCCGCAUCAACGGGAGCUGGCACACAGCGUAAGGCAUGGCGAUCUCGAUCACGCGAACUCGAGGAACAAGAGGCUUCUGACCGAGUGCGAAAGCGUCAAAGGUCAGCCAGAACGGUAACGUUAGCUCGCAGUAAGGACUUGCGUCAAGUGCUGAAGAUGAUACCGCGACACCGCUUGCCACUUCCGCCACGCUGA